UUACAUCACAUAACAUCAUUUAUGAAAGGAAUCGAAUUAUUCUGCGCCACUUUUCUCCCCCUUCUCCAGAAUUUGUGUUUGACGCAUUAUCCACGAGACACAUUCGAUCGAUUUUGAAUUAAGAAAUUUUCUUUCGAAAUAAAAUUUUCAUUUUUAGAUUAAAUCAUUUCAAAAGAUUAUGCAAUGACCUGUGAAAUACUAAUCAGUAUAAGUUUAGGUGAUAAUUUUCCACUAAAAGAUGAUUAUCUACUUAAAGAAUGUAAAACGAAUGCAAUUUUGGAGGCAAAAUUUAAUGAUGAAUUAUUACAAAGUGAUCCAAUUGAAAUUGAUUCAAUAAAUCCCGAAUUAGCAACCGAAUUAGGUUUUCGUAUUAAUCGUAAAGAUUUUCAUCAAUUUCGUACCGAACGUAAAUCAAUAAAAUUACAAUGUUUUGUUGAAUAUUCUACACAACCAACAGAUGAACAACGACAUUUUAUCGGUUAUGUUGUAUUACAUUUACGUGAUGCACAAGAUUAUACUCAACAACCAAAAUAUAAAUGGGUUGUAUUAUUGAAUCCAAAAUAUAAAGGUUCAUCAUCAAAACGGCCACAAUUAUAUCUAGCAUUGAUGGUAAAUAAAAAUGAAAAUAAUGAAAUUACUACGCCAAUCGCUGCUAAUAUUGAUAAUAUGGAAACAUCAUUGGAAAUAUCAUCAUCAUUACAAUGUAAUCAAUUUAGUCGUUCGAUUAAAAAAGAAGGUAAAUCAUAUUUUUUGGAUUCAAUAAUGAUGAGCUACAAUGAUUUUAAUACAAAUUUGGCAAUCGAAAUAACAAAUAAAUGUGUUUAUAUUUGGAAUAAAAAUAUCUGUGAUAAACAUGAUUGUCAACAGAUAUUUACUAUUCAUAUACAUGUUAAUCGUCCAAAAAAUUUGAAUAAUUUAUUAUUAUCAACAAAUCUGGAAUCAACAAUCGAUAAACAACAACAACAACGACAAGAAUAUUUUUUUCGUUAUGUUUUAUUUGGUAAACAAAUUAAAACCGAUUCAUUUAACGAUAUUCAUGAUUGUCAAGAUUUUCAUCCACAUAAAUAUUCAAUAAAUUUACAAACAUUUAAUAAAGAUAUGUUACAAGAAUAUUUUGAAUCAUAUCCAACUAUUGAAAUACAAUUUUGUUCAUCAUCAAAUGAAUUAAUUGGUUUUGUUACUAUAAAUUUAUUGAAAUUAUUUCAACAAAAUAAUGCAUUUAUAUAUGGAAAUUUUGUUAUCGUACCGGAAGAAGAAUCUGUUUAUGUAAAAGAUCCAUUUCCAAUUAUUAAUUUACGUUUGUUUAUGUUGAAUCAAAAUCAAAAUGAAACAUUUGUUGAACGUCCAAUUGAUUUUAUUAAUCAUUAUUAUAUUGCUAUUGAUCUUCGUACCAUACAAUUAAGUUCAACAAAUAAUGAAUGUCAAAUAUUAUUUCAACCAUUUUAUCUACAAUUUUCAUAUGCAUUUUUCGGUGCAACCGAUCCAAUAAAAACAUAUCCAUCUAUAAGAUUUUUGCGUGAAUCACCUGAACAACAAAUAACAAUACCACAUGGUUUUUGUGGUUUUAAUCUGGCAACUACUUAUGAAAAACUCCUCUAUACAUUUGAAAAUCUACCUCUUAUUAUACAAUUAAUUUUAGAUGAAGAUAAUACACUGCUUGGUACAAGUGAAAUUGAUUUAAAAUGUUUAUUGAAAAAAUCUUCAACAAAUCAAGAUGAUAAUAAUUCAAUAAUCAAUGAAUCAAAUAAUGAUACUAAUGAUAAUAAUCGAAUAUUGAAUGAUAAUUUUAUUCAAAUUGAUGCUGCCGUUUAUGAUGAAUUAAGUGAUCAAAUUUGUGAAAUGCAAGUGAUAAUGUUUAUACAGGAAUUAUUUGAUACCGUCCAUGAUGAUGAUGAUCAUGAUUCAUCAUCAACAAAAGCAUUUAUUCAAUCACAAAAAUCAAAAAAACAUUCCAUCCCUAAUCGAUCACAACAACAACAAUCGAUUGCUCAACAACAACAAAAACGAUCAAUUGAAGCAUCAAAAUCAUCGAUAAUGACACAAUCAUUAUAUAAUGAUUCAGAAUUAUUUGAAUCAUCAUCAUCAUCAAAAUCCAAACAACAAAUCGAUCUGAUUGAAAAAGAAAAACAAUUAAAUUUAUUAUUGAAAAAAUUAGAUGAACGUGAAAGAAUUUUAUUUGAACAGGAAAAAAUUUUAGAUCAAAAACAAAAACAAUUUAAUAAUAUGAAAUAUAUGAAUCAAGAAUCGGAUUUAGAAUCUGUUUUGAAUAAAGUACAAUUAGAUUAUGAAGAAAAAAUUAAUCAAUUAAAAAUAAAAAUAAAUUCAUUAGAACAGGAAAAAUUUCGUUAUCAAGAAAAAAAUUAUCAAUUAGAAAGAAAAAUGAAAGAAAAAAUUUCCAAAAUUCGUGAAUUAGAAGCUAAAGUUUUUGAAUUAACACAAUUAAAUAAACGUAAACAACAACAACAACAAGAUCAUACGGCAAUGACAACAAGUAUGGCAACGAUUAAUAAUAAUAAUAAUAAUCCAAGACGUAUUGUUAUACAAAGAGAUUUUCAACCAUCAUCCGAAAACAUUGAAUCAAAUGUUGUAAAUAUCAAUAAAACAACAAUGAAAACAUCGAAUCUUCCUGUACGUUCAAAAUCAAUACAAAGAUCAUCUUUAUUAUGUGGUCAACAAUCAAAUCAACCAUCAACAUCGAAAGAAAAUGUUUAG
Dermatophagoides pteronyssinus (European house dust mite) is the source of this 2712-nucleotide messenger RNA. Its product is annotated as centrosomal protein of 120 kDa-like. NCBI's taxonomy places the organism in Eukaryota, Metazoa, Arthropoda, Arachnida, Sarcoptiformes, Pyroglyphidae. Gene Ontology annotation, biological process: interkinetic nuclear migration; regulation of cell cycle process. The record is from RefSeq and is a predicted model, not a curated record. Gene Ontology annotation, cellular component: microtubule organizing center.